CUCUGAUUCAGAGGGGUUGGGUUAAAUGCGGAAGACACAUUUCAGUUGGAUAGGUUCAGUUGGACAACUGACUAUGUAUUCCACUUUCACUAGUAGGCUACCGAAAUAACUAGACCGUUGACUGUUCAGGAAUGCGCUCAUUUGGGAUUUGGAAUGCAUUUUACGCAGCAGAGAACUUUGCUUUAAUCGACGUACUUGUAUCAUGAGAGAAUAAUAGUUAUCCUAGGAACAUGGACAAAUAAUGCACAAGCUUUGCCUGAUGCGAUGAGAUACUCUUCAAGUUCUCUUGAGAAUUGGAGCCAACCAUAUCAACACCGACAAAAAUUUAAGUUUGGACUGUGUGUAAAGCCAGAACCGACAAAACAAUUUCACGGGAACACCGCAUCUAUAUUAAAGCAUCUUCACAGACUCGCAUAGCGAGUCUGUGAGCAGGUGAGUGCGGGACCCUGUCUGCCCCACUGUCCAGCGACAUAAUGAGCUGGAGCUUCCUCACGCGGCUGCUGGAGGAGAUCCACAACCACUCCACCUUCGUGGGGAAGCUGUGGCUCACCGUGCUUGUCGUCUUCCGCAUCGUCCUCACCGCCGUCGGGGGAGAGUCCAUCUACUAUGACGAGCAGAGCAAGUUCGUCUGUAACUCGGGCCAGCCGGGCUGCGAGAAUGUCUGCUACGACGCCUUCGCGCCGCUGUCGCACGUCCGCUUCUGGGUCUUCCAGAUCAUCCUGGUGGCCAUGCCAUCUCUCAUGUACAUGGGCUACGCCGUCAACAAGAUCGCCCGGCUGGACGAGGACAAGGGCGGGGGAGGGUUGGCCACUGAGACAGGGGGAGGGGAUGGAGGGGGCUACACCCACCGGAGGCCCAGGAAGAUCUGCUUCGGGGCGCGGCAGCACCGGGGUGUAGAGGAGGACCAGGACCAGGACCAAGAGGAUGACCCUAUGAUCUACGAGGUGCCUGAGCCCGAGCCCCCUCGCCGGGUCGACCCGCUGGCCCCGCGGCCCAAGCCCAAGGUACGCCAUGACGGGCGGCGGCGUAUCCAGGGUGACGGGCUGAUGCGUAUCUACGUGCUGCAGCUGGUGACUCGCACGGCGCUGGAGGCAGGCUUCCUGGCGGGCCAGUACCUGCUGUACGGCUUCCGUGUGAUUCCUGUGUUCGUGUGCUCCUUCGAGCCCUGCCCCCACAGCGUGGACUGCUUCGUGUCACGGCCCACGGAGAAGACCAUCUUCCUGCGCAUCAUGUAUGGUGUCACGGUGCUCUGCCUCACCCUCAACGUGUGGGAAAUGCUGCACCUGGGCAUCGGGACCAUCUGUGACAUCCUCCGCCGUCGCCGCUGCCCGCCCCAGGAGGACGAGUACCAACUGGGGCUGCUGGGACCCAGUGUGGGGGUCUCCGUGGGGGUGCCCGGGCCAGAGCCGGGAGCAGGGGGAGGGGUGGUGGGGGAUGGGGGUGCUGAGUACGUGGGGUACCCGUUCUCGUGGAACGCCCCGUCAGCUCCACCAGGCUACAACAUCGUGGUGAAGCCGGAACAGAUCCCUUACACAGACUUGAGCAACGCCAAGAUGGCGUGCAAGCAGAACCGGGCCAACAUCGCCCAGGAGGAGCAGCAGCAGUUUGGAAGCAACGAGGACAAUUUCCCCACGGGAGGGGAGGCCCGCGUGGCCCUCAACAAGGACAUGAUCCUGCAUGCCCAUGACCAGCUAGAGGCAGCCAUCCAGGCCUACAGCCAGCAGCACAGGGCAGAGGAACACCUGGGGGACAACCAUGAUGACAAGCCCCAAAGCAACAUCACCCAGGCCCAGCCACAGCCUCAGCCUCACAAGGAGCGCAAGCACCGCUUCAAACACGGCAAGGGGGGCAGCAGUGGAGAAGGGACUGGAAGCAGCAGCAACAGCAGUAGUAGCAAGUCAGGGGUGGGCAAGCCUUCUGUGUGGAUUUGACCCCAUACACACACAAAUAGACAAACACACACACACACUCCAGCCCUGGCCUGAGCCAGCACUGACGGAGCCCCAUAUCCGUGUAGUGUAUGUGUCAGUGAGGGAAGGGGUGGUCCCGAAAACACCAGCGCCAGCCCUGAAUGGAGGGCUGAGGUAGUGGGAUGUCAGGCUGUCCUUCUGUGGAUAUUUCAACACCAUGUUGUGCCUUUAAAAAUCCCACAAGCUGGAGGAGACUAGCCUACAGUAGUAAUAUGUCAGUGUGGACAGGUGAGGAGAGGUGUGUCAAGAGCAUUAGUGAUUUUUCAGCAGGCAGUUGUGUGUCUGGGUUGUCGCUGUCUAACCUACAAGACCCCGACACAACUCUCUGAAACAGUCUCUAGUGUUUCUGAACUCUUCCAGUUCUGAAGCAGACACUUGUUCUCUGUUGUUUUCCUACUGUCCCGUCUUCCAGUAGCCUGACGACUCACACUAAAUUAUUCUGUAGUUCGCUGCAUACUUUAGUCUGAGCCUGCCAUUAUUGAAGUUGUUUGUGGUGACGAAGGGCACGUGGGGCAUUGUACAAACAAAGUCAUUAGCGAUUGGAUCGUCUCUAACCAAUCAGAGUCCAUGAGGAAUUUUCAAACGGAAUGUGUUGGCAUUCGGUGAAGGGUUGGGGAGGUACUCAGAUCCAGACUUAUUGAGGAGAAGAAACUAACGUCUGUGGGUGUGGUGUAGCGUUUGGCCGGAGCAAGGAUUCUGGGCAGCCAGGCAAGUCUUCCAGAGGAUAUUGGGCUGAGAAAAUUACAAAAUCUUUAUCACCAACUCUUUUGGGGGAUUUCUGAUCCAUUUAUUUAUAUCCCGUCCAUUCUCUUGGUGAUCCUGAUUUCCAUGCCACAUUUUGAUCAAGAUAAUCUGCUGGCUGACUUUCUGCAAAGUCACAGACUUCAUAAUACAUUGGCAUCAGAAUGAAUGGACAUCAUAAUGCAAUGACAUCGCAAUACAAAGACCGUAUAAACAAUGACUUUAUAAUGCAAUGACAUCAUAAUGCAAUGAAUGACAUUGUAAUACAAAUACAGUAUAAAACAAUGACUUUAUACUGCAAUGACAUCAUAAUGCAAUGAAUGGCAUUGUAAUACAAAUACAGUAUAAAACAAUGACUUUAUAAUGCAAUGACAUCAUAAUGCAAUGAAUGACAUCAUAAUACAAAGACAGUAUAAAACAAUUGCUUUUAAUGCAAUGACAUCAUAAUGCAGGGAUAAUAAUGAAAAGGUCAAUCACAAUGUAGAUGUUCAAAUUCCCUGAAGGCUAUUGUCUGUCUAUUUUCUCUCCAAGGUCACUGAUGUUUAAUGUGUGUGACUUUAUAUUUGACCCAGGCCAAGUCUUUGAGUGCAUGCAUCUUCCAGGUGGAGACUGAUCAUGGCUUGAUCAGAUGAAAGUGGUCAGGGAGAUGGUUGAUGGAGACAGUCUGGUGAAGAGGGCUACUCUUGUAGCCACUGGAGUUCCCCCUCCUUCACAAUGUGUAUGAGAAGCAAUUAUUCUCACAAUUAAUUCAUACGAUUUAUUGACAUCUCCCUGUGUAAACCUGCACUCUUUUCACUUUAUUUUCUCUGUGUUUCUCCGUCACUAGUUCUCUCCACUCUGGACCUGUGUAAGGUUUUCUCAGUACUGGGUUGACAUUUUAUCUGUCUGGUUAUUGAGUGCCCCCUGGUGGUACAGCUUUUAAACUAAGGAUUUAUCAUCCCGUUAGUACAAUAUUACUUACUUUAAUUUGGUAUCUUACUAGUACUUAAUAAUUUCGAGUUACCAAUGAUCACCCAACAUUCCAAACACCUGAAGUUAGUCUCUCCAGUUACACAGUAGCCCACUGUUUCCUUUUCAACCUCUUCCUUCCAAGAGCCUUCCUCACAGUGUUCAAUAUGAGACCAACAAGGCUGGAAUAAAAACAGCUCUCCAAGCUAGCCGUGUUGAUGAAGAUCUGCCUCUCUGUUCUCCUCUGUCCAAGUAUUUCUCUGAACUGCCAUAUAGGCUGUGUCCCAAAUAGCGCCCUACUCCCUAUGGGCCCUGGUCAAAAGUACUGCAAUAUAUAGGGAAUAGGGUGCCAUUUGGGAUGAAGCUAUAGAGACCAAACACUGUUAGUGUGAUGACGGCAGCGUCACUGCCAUUGCCAAGACAACGUUAGGCUACUAUGCAGCCAGGUUGUCAUGUAGCUUUGCUAAGGAAUACUGUGGCCAUGCUACCUGAAUCACAAAGGAGAAGAACCUGUGUGCUGUAUGUAAGACCAAUCCUUUGUAUUUUUUGUAAAAGUCGCUCUGUUUUCUAUUAUGUGUAAGUGUGUUUCGGUGUGUUUU
This is a messenger RNA of Oncorhynchus kisutch (coho salmon), 4258 nucleotides long. RefSeq names its product gap junction gamma-1 protein-like. Gene Ontology annotation, molecular function: gap junction channel activity. Lineage: Eukaryota; Metazoa; Chordata; Actinopteri; Salmoniformes; Salmonidae. Gene Ontology annotation, cellular component: connexin complex. The coding region runs from base 474 to 1931 and encodes 485 amino acids. Gene Ontology annotation, biological process: cell-cell signaling. The record is from RefSeq and is a predicted model, not a curated record. The transcript has 2 exons.